UGAGGCAGGGCCAGGGAUGACGUGGUCUCUUGCCAGCUGUGGAUUAUGGUUUAUUUGCGAAGAUAAUUACGGAAUUAAAUAACCGCCGUCCUGCAGUUCACGUUAAAGCAAACCAGAGGAACACUUUCAUCAGGCAAACUGUUUGGACGACUUAGGGGAUAUUAAUUGACUAGCAACACUAAUGGCCCCGGUAAGCAAGAACGUCAAUGUUAAGCGUCUGAAACGACCAUGCAAACACAUCACUGCCCUUAUUUUAGCUCGUGGAGGGAGUAAAGGAAUCCCUCUGAAGAACAUUAAGAACCUGGCAGGGGUUCCUCUCAUCGCAUGGGUGAUCAGAGCAGCGCUGGACUCCAAAGUCUUUAAAAAAAGAGUUUGGGUGUCCACUGAUCAUGAUGAGAUCGCCGAUGUUGCCGUUGCAUGGGGUGCUAAGGUGCACAGAAGGAGCCCAGAAGUAUCCCAGGACUCUUCCAGCUCCCUAGAUACCAUCAAGGAGUUCAUCAGGGAACACCCAGAAGUGAAAGUCGUCUGUAAUAUCCAGGCCACAUCUCCAUGCCUGCAUCCUUUUCAUCUUAAAGACGCUGCAAAGCUCAUAAACGAAGGAUGUGAUUCAGUCUUCUCUGUGGUCCGCAGACACAAUUUUCGUUGGAAAGAAGUUAAGAAAGCAAAUUGCUAUACUAAACCGUUGAAUCUUGACCCAGCUCGCAGGCCGCGUCGCCAGGAUUGGUCUGGAGAAUUGUAUGAAAAUGGAUCAUUUUACAUUGCUACCAAAGAGCUCAUUAAAAAGGGGUUUCUUCAGGGUGGAAAAACAAAGUACUUGGAGAUGAAGGCCGAGUACAGUGUGGAUAUUGAUGUGGACAUUGACUGGCCUGUAGCUGAACAAAGAGUACUCCGGUUUGGUUACUUCGGGAAGGACAAACCUGAAGUUGUGAAGCUGUUUCUGUGUAACGUGUCUGGAUGUCUGACAGACGGUCAGAUCUAUACUCCAGCAAAGGGAGAAGAGAUGGUGUCCAUCAACAUUAGAGACAAGAUCGGCAUCGACAUGCUCAAGCAAGGAGGAGUGAAGGUGAUUUUGCUAGAAAAAUAUCCCAUAGCAAGAGCAUUGGCUAAAAGACUGUCUAAGAAGAUGGACUGUGAACUGCUGCAGGGCAUGGAUGACAAAUUGGAGGUGGUAGAGAAAAUCAUGGUGAAAGAAAAAGUGGAGUGGAGAGAGGUGGCAUAUUUUGGGAAUGAUGUACCAGAUUUGAUGUGUCUGGACCAGGCAGGAUUGAGCGGAGUGCCAGCUGAUGCCCCGAAGGAGGUACUCUACCGCACCAAAUACACCUGCCACAACACAGCAGGUCAUGGAGCAGUGCGUGAGUUUGCCGAAUACAUCCUUCGAUUGAAGAACAACAGCAAAUCUCAAGCAAAGGAGGACAAAAGCCAAAAACAGCCGCAAGUCUUAAAAAAAGGUGCAGAAAAACUGCAGCAAAUCAACAAAGGUGGACAAAAAAAUGAGAACAAAAACCUCAAACCUCAGAAAAAUGGACUAAAACGACCUCAAAACUUCGUUCAAAAAGGACAAAAACGGCAAAAAAUGAAUGGGUAUUUGAUGAACUAAAUAAUAAAGAAUUUAAUUCUUACUGCUAGCUGAUUUUGCGUCUUUGCCUUUAAAUGAAAACGAGCUGGUGUCCCCCCCCACCUUGAAAAAUCAGGGUCAGAUAUCAGGGGAAAUGCAGCAGUUAGCAACUCAGACAUGAAACGGAGACCCACAGUCACAAAUACCACGGUACGAUAAAUGAGCCACAGAGAAAUAUCAUUGCAACAUUCACGCACACAUCGUGCGUUAACACGUGCUGUUUUUGUGAAUCUACUCACGGUGAAUGUGUCAGGAUGCCACCAAACUGGUAAAUAUGCUGCUGUAUAGAGAUCCAUUAUAACUA
Messenger RNA from Danio aesculapii, 1919 nucleotides. RefSeq names its product cytidine monophosphate N-acetylneuraminic acid synthetase a (gene cmasa). The transcript has 8 exons. The record is from RefSeq and is a predicted model, not a curated record. Gene Ontology annotation, molecular function: N-acylneuraminate cytidylyltransferase activity. Bases 182 to 1597 code for a protein of 471 amino acids. NCBI's taxonomy places the organism in Eukaryota, Metazoa, Chordata, Actinopteri, Cypriniformes, Danionidae.